GAGCCCAGCGGAGGAGCACGUUCUCGCUGGCCACACUCCCUGCGCUCCAUAUGCUGAGCUUAUACUUCUUCAUCGGCUUGUGGUGCUUGGCGAGAUCAGGAAAACAAGGGGACUUCUAAAAACACACAAGAAGCAUGCCCAGCGUUCACCAAGCUGAGCUUUCACAGCGCACUGCUUGGCACGGACCUGCAUGUGAAGCUCUUCCUGUACACGAGGAAGAACAUGACCUGCCCGGAAGUCAUCAACUCCACCGCCUUGGGGGACUUGGACGUGACCAAGAGAACCACCUUCAUUGUUCACGGAUACAGGCCCAUGGGCUCCGUGCCUGGCUGGUUGGGGGACUUGGUGAAAAGCUUGCUCUCGGUGGAAGACAUGAACGUGAUUGUGGUGGACUGGAAUCGAGGUGCUACCACCGUGGUAUACCACCACGCCUCUAGCAAAACCAGAAAUGUAGCCCAGAUCUUGACGAAAUUUAUUGACCAGAUAUUGGCAGAAGGAGCAUCUCUCGAGGACAUUUACAUAAUUGGAGUCAGUCUGGGAGCCCACAUAGCUGGGUUUGUUGGAAAAAUGUUUGAUGGCGAGCUGGGGAGAAUUACAGGGCUCGACCCUGCCGGCCCUUUAUUCAACGGGAAGCCUCCGAAAGACAGAUUAGAUUCUGGUGACGCGCAGUUUGUGGACAUCAUCCAUUCCGACACUGACGCAUUGGGCUACAAGGAGCCAUUGGGAAACAUAGACUUCUAUCCAAAUGGAGGGAUGGACCAGCCUGGUUGCCCCAAAUCAAUAUUUGGAGGAUUGAAGUCCUAUUUAAAGUGUGACCAUCAGAGGGCGGUGUUCCUGUACCUUGCUUCCCUGAGGGAGAACUGCAACAUCACCACUUACCCCUGCGGCUCCUACUGGGAUUACAGGAAUGGCAUGUGUAUCAAUUGCGGCCCGGAGCUGAAAGAGCCGUGUCCCCUAAUGGGUUAUUAUGCUGACCAGUGGAAAGUCUACUUAGGAAGGAAAGACACUCCCACAACGACAGCAUUCUUUGACACGGCCGCGAAGAGACCUUACUGCUUAUAUCAUUAUUUUGUGGAUAUCAUAUCUUGGAACAAGGAUGUAAGAAGAGGAUUCAUUACGAUUAAAUUAAAAGACAAAGCUGGAAUUACUACAGAAUCCAAAAUAGACCAUCAACCGAUAGCAUUUCAGAAAUACCACGAAGUGAACCUGCUUGCAAGAUUUGAUCGAGACCUGGAUGAAGUGGCAGCCAUUUCCUUGAUAUUCUCUACGGGACGUUUGAUAGGAUCAAAGCACAUGCUCCGGAUUCUCCAAAUGAAGUUACGAUCCAUUGACCAUCCCAACAGGCCCCCGUUGUGCCGGUAUGACUUUAUUCUGACGGAAAGCAGGGAAACAACCUUCCAACCCAUUCCUUGCCGAAACGUGCAAAUGUAAUCGUUGUGGGAACACGACGCACGUAACAUCAGGAAAAGGACCACCCGUGCAUCCCCUUUUCCACGAGGCACAAAAAAGCACAGGAAGACCAGCGUUUUGCUUAGUGGUGUUCUGUGGAUGUCGCAUUGUCCAACGUCAAACGACCUUGUGAUUACAAAACCAUCCCAAGACCAGAGCACCUAACGAGGGCAGUCAGAAAUAGCCGGGCUCCCGGCUGCACACUGCUCAGUUUAGCUGUGUCCUGGGGCCUCCUUUGUUCCAACCUGGCUUGUCGACUCCGCUGCUGCCGUCACAGGGAUUCAUUCGGCUGCCACGGCUGGAGAUCACCUUCUUUGUGCCACAUCCUCCUGGCAAAGAAACGGACCUACCUCACAGGGCUGGUGUGUGGGCAGG
This is a messenger RNA of Echinops telfairi (small Madagascar hedgehog), 1824 nucleotides long. It is a transcript of the gene LIPH, whose product is annotated as lipase H. The transcript is spliced from 11 exons. Gene Ontology annotation, biological process: lipid metabolic process. The record is from RefSeq and is a predicted model, not a curated record. The coding region runs from base 223 to 1431 and encodes 402 amino acids. Gene Ontology annotation, molecular function: lipase activity; carboxylic ester hydrolase activity. NCBI's taxonomy places the organism in Eukaryota, Metazoa, Chordata, Mammalia, Afrosoricida, Tenrecidae.